Messenger RNA from Enterobius vermicularis (human pinworm), 1896 nucleotides. Lineage: Eukaryota; Metazoa; Nematoda; Chromadorea; Rhabditida; Oxyuridae. The record is from the annotation of a GenBank genome assembly.
AUGUUUGCUCCAGGAGAUGCUGUUGAUACGAUUAGAACACGACAGAUUGCUGCAAUAAAACAAUUGGUUAGCUUGAAUCAACCGGUCCCAACAUCACUGGCUGUUGAACCUGUGUGGAAAAUUUUAAUUCUGGAUAAAUAUGGGCAAGAUGUAAUGUCUCCUUUAUUAACCGUUAAGGAACUUCGCGACUUGGGUGUCACUCUACAUCUGUUGUUGAAUUCGCAUAGAGAUCCCUUGCCCGAUGUUCCAGCUGUUUAUUUUGUUUCCCCCACUGAUGAAAAUAUCAAGGUCAUUUGUGAUGACUUAAACAAGAGGAUGUAUGAUAGUUAUUACGUAAAUAUGAUUCAUCCGCUUAGCAGGCCGCAGCUUGAACAGCUUGCUUCUGCCGCAGUUUAUAGUAGUUCGUUACAACAAGUCCAAAAACUUACGGACCAGUUUCUUAAUUUUAUAUCUUUAGAAGACAACUUAUUUGUUCUGCGACGUUAUAGCGAAAAGAGUCCUUUUUCGUUUUUUGCCAUUAGUGAUCCAUCUGUUACAAAUGAGGAAAUGGAAGCCUUGAUUAACUCAAUUGUCGACGCCUUGUAUUCUGUUUGCGCAACCCUUGGAAUAAUUCCUAUUAUAAGGUGUCCAAAAGACAAUGCUGCCGAACAAGUUGCUGUUCGAUUGGACCAGAAGCUGCGCGAAAAUUUUCGUGAUGCGCGUAAUAGUUUUUUUGCUCGUGAAAAUGUUCGGGCUGGACAGCUGAACGUUCAUCGCCCAGUGCUUGUAAUUGCUGAUCGUGGUAUCGACCUGGCAACGAUGCUGCAACAUACAUGGACAUAUCAGGCUCUGAUACAUGACGUUUUGGAGUUCGAUUUAAAUAGAAUACUUAUGAAAGGUAAGAAUGGAAAAAUGAAGGAGUAUGACAUGACCUUCAAUGAUAAGUUAUGGAUGGAAUACAAGGGUAGCGCAUUUCCUCUAGUUGCUGAAGCAAUUCAGGGUGAAGUUGAAGCUUAUAAAAAUAGUGGUGAUGAGAUUAAAAGGCUGAAAAGUGUUAUGGGUGUCGAUGAUGAUGAAUCAGAUGAAACUGUAUCUCUGCUAUCAAACGCUACCGCAAAAUUGUCAUCUACGAUUGUUUCCUUACCAGAACUGUUAGAGAAGAAGCGUUUAAUUGAUUUGCAUACUAAUGUGGCUACCUGUGUUCUUGAUCAUAUAAAACAAAGGAAGCUGGAUGUUCUUUUUGAAGCGGAAGAAAAAAUUUUGAAUAAGCAAGCUUGUGACAGUUCAGUUCUCGAUCUGAUGAAGAAUUGUUCUCAUCACGAAGACGCACUUCGUGUCAUGAUUCUUAAUUAUCUCAGUGCUUCAAACGUAUCGGAGGCGGAGCUUGAGGAACAAAUUGGAUAUUUGAAAGAAGUUGGUGUUGACGAGUCUGCUGUUAAAUUUAUCAAGCAGUUGAGGUCAGUGUCCAACAUGUACCGGGUGGCAGCAGAUCACUCCGGUGGCGGUACUAAAACGGAUAGUAUGUUUAGCAACUUGCUAAACCGAGGCUCUCAGCUAUUUAUGGAAGGUGUUAAAAAUCUUGUGCCAAAGAAGCACAAUCUUCCACUGACAAAGAUGGUUGACACUUUAAUUUCUGGCUCACAAGGAGUUUCAAAAUCAGCGGAAGAGGAAUAUCGUUACUUUGACCCGAAGUUGACACAUCCUACCGGACGAGAUUCGCAGAGGAGUCGUUCAAUGGGUCCGGCUCACGACGUGAUUGUGUUUGUUAUCGGUGGAGGGAAUUAUGUAGAGUUCCAAAAUUUAGUGGAAUACGGAAAGACAAAGGGACUUGCAAGAGUCACUUACGGUUGUACAGAACUGGUUACGCCGAGGCAAUUUUUAGAUCAGCUGACAAGGCUUGGACGGAAAUUGCCUUGA